ACAUACUACAUAUUACACAGUGUCAAUCUGUUGUAUAAAAAACAAUAAUUGUCAAUUAUGAAUAAAUUGCAUACACUUCCCUAGAUUAAAUAAUCUAAUGUGCAAAGUACUAGUAUUUGCUUUUUUGGUAUAUUUGGUAUUUUUUGUAAUGUAAAAUUCUAUGUAUUUUCAGUAGAUUGUUCUUCAUCGGUAAGACAAGGAAUUGAAUUAGAACUGUCAGAAUUGACAGUUAAUUCUUACAAACCGUAACAAAUUAAUAUGUAUUUUAAAUAUUAAUAUCAUGUUGGAUCGAUCAAAUAAAUACUGACAUACAGUUAAAUAUGCAAAUUAAAUAAUUUUUAUUGUAACUAUCGUGCUAUCGGAAACUUUAUAAAACAAGAACGAUGGCAAUGUUUAGCAUAGUGCUAGUAAUCGCUUUUGGAAUAAUAAUUAUUUUGUUUUUGAGAUCUUAUUUCCGGCGACGUCGUGUGAAAAAUGUUAAUAACAAGCACGUUGUUGUAACUGGUGGUUCUAGUGGUAUUGGGAAAUGUGUCGCAAUUAUUGCUGCCAGACACGGAGCACAUGUCACAAUAAUUGCAAGAGACAUCCAAAAAUUAGAGGCUGCGAAGAAUGAAAUAAUUCAUGCUUGCAAAGAUAGAGAUGUGCAGAAAGUGGAAUAUUUGUCUCUAGAUAUUGGUGAAGAUUAUGAAGUAGUUGAAAAGGCCUUAAAUGAUUUAGAAAGGAAUAUGGGUCCAAUUUAUAUGUUAGUAAAUUGUGCUGGUACUGCAAUCUGUGGUAAAAUUGAGGAUACCACAGUGUCAGACUUAAAGAAAAUGAUAAACAUUAAUUUCCUUGGGUCAUAUUAUUGUAUCAAAGCUGUGGUCCAAAGAAUGAAGGCUACUCAGGAAGGAAUAAUUGUUUUAACUUCUUCUCUAGCCUCACUUAUGGGCAUAUUUGGUUAUUCAGCUUAUUGUAGUACAAAAUUUGCUGUUCGAGGUCUAGCAGAAAGUAUAUCUAUGGAACUUAAGCCAUAUAAUAUUUCUACAACUCUGUGUUUACCUCCAGACACAGACACUCCAGGGUUUGCUAUAGAAAACCUAACAAAACCACUUGAAACAAAACUUAUAUCUGAGACCAGUGCUCUAGUCAGUCCUGAAGUGGUAGCGAACAAACUUUUUCAAGAUGCAUUGGAUGGUAACUUCUUCUCUACAGUUGGCAUAGAAGGUUUCAUGUUAUCUGUUCUAUGUUCUGGGAUGUCACCAUUCAAUUCGUAUGGGGAACUAAUUGUACAAUCAUGGCUCAUGGGUCUUUUUCGUUUUAUAAGUGCUUGUUACCUGAUCCGCUUCCAAAAAAUCAUUCAAAAUUGUAUAAAGAAGCGGGAUAAGAAUAAGAAGUCCGAAUAACGAAAAAAAUGACUGCUUUGUCAUAUUUUUUAUUCCGUCUGUGCACAAUAAAA
Nomia melanderi (Alkali bee) is the source of this 1435-nucleotide messenger RNA. RefSeq names its product 3-ketodihydrosphingosine reductase (gene Kdsr). The record is from RefSeq and is a predicted model, not a curated record. Gene Ontology annotation, biological process: sphingolipid biosynthetic process. Lineage: Eukaryota; Metazoa; Arthropoda; Insecta; Hymenoptera; Halictidae. Gene Ontology annotation, cellular component: endoplasmic reticulum membrane. Gene Ontology annotation, molecular function: 3-dehydrosphinganine reductase activity.